UGAUUUGGUCGAGCUUUGUGGUUUAAAGGAUAUACUACGGCCACUGCCUUGACCAUGGCUCAAAUUGGGUUGGAGAUGGUCUAAGAUCAAUUUUUUAAAAUAAAUAGUAGUUUUGUUUAUGACUGGUUUACCGUUUAAAAACCAAACUAAUUUUUAGAACACCGAUUUUUCGUCUAAUUAUAGCUCUUUAAAUGAAUCAUUCCACUUAAUCAAUCUGCCGUCACUAUUCAUAUUCCUAAAGAAAGUAAGACCAUGAUUAAUUCGGGGUUCUUAGAGUGAGGUUCUUAGCAGAAGUUAAGAAACAGUUUCUUAACUUCCGCUAAAAACCUCAUCCUAAGAACCCCGGAUUAAUCAUGCUCUAAGAAUAUUUCUUUUAGUGUUACACUUUAGAUAUAUCUAAAAAAACAAAUGUACUAUGUUCGCAAUACGUAAAGAGAACGUCACUGAGAGAAUCUUAGAAGGUCCCCCCAACUGCAACUUCCCUCUAUAAAUUCCAUAUUCAUUCUCUCACUCAAAAGAACAUUUCUCAAAAAGUAAAACAUAUCUCACUCUCUUUUAGUCUCCUCCGCUCUUCAAAAGCUUAUAUCAAUACCAUCCUCUCCUCUCCAUACAACAAUGGACUCUCAUUCUUGCCACCAAACCAAACAGAUUAUCCUCGUACACGGUCCCAUCAUCAUUGGAGCCGGUCCUUCCGGUCUUGCAACGUCUGCAUGUCUCUCUAGCCGUGGAGUCCCCUCUUUGAUCCUAGAACGUUCCGAUUCAGUAGCAUCUCUAUGGAAAUCCAAAACCUACGACCGACUCAAACUCCAUCUCCCUAAACACUAUUGUAGAUUACCACUCUUGGACUUCCCUGAAAACUUCCCAAAAUACCCUUCUAAAAACGAGUUCUUGGACUACCUUGAGUCAUACGCUUCGCAUUUUGGCAUCGUCCCUAGGUUCAAUGAGAACGUCCAAAACGCUUCUUACGAUUCCUCCUCCGGUUUAUGGAGAGUAAAGACUCUAAGUGGCGCAGAGUAUCUCUCCAAAUGGCUUGUCGUUGCGAGCGGUGAGAACGCAGACGCUUACGCCCCGGAGGUUCCGGGGAUAGUGAAGUUCUCCGGUGGGAGAAUUAUUCACGCAAGUGAAUACAAAAGCGGUGAAGAGUUCCGACAACAGAAAGUUUUAGUUGUCGGAUGUGGAAACUCCGGCAUGGAGAUUAGUUUGGAUCUUGUUCGACAUAACGCUUCUCCUCAUCUUGUUGUCCGAAACACAGUUCAUGUGUUGCCAAGGGAGAUACUUGGGUUGUCAACAUUUGGAAUUGGGAUGACACUUCUCAAAUGUUUACCAUUGAGGUUUGUUGAUAAGUUCUUGUUACUGAUGGCUAAUCUGUCGUUUGGAAAUACCGACCGGUUAGGUCUACGCAGACCAAAAACCGGUCCGCUUGAGCUAAAGAAUGUCACCGGAAAAACUCCGGUUCUUGACGUCGGAGCUAUGACUCUCAUCAGAUCUGGCAAGAUUCAGAUAAUGGAAGGUGUACAGGAAAUUACAAAAAAGGGAGCAAAGUUUAUGGAUGGUCAAGAAAAGGAAUUUGACUCUAUCAUAUUUGCCACUGGUUACAAAAGUAACGUGCCUACUUGGCUUCAGGGAAGUGAUUUUUUCACGAAGGAAGGGAUGCCGAAAACGCCGUUUCCAAACAGCUGGAGAGGAGGGAAAGGGUUGUACACUGUUGGGUUUACGAGGAGAGGACUCCUUGGAACGGCGUCUGACGCGGUUAAGAUUGCUGGCCAAAUAGCUGACCAGUGGAGAGAUAUAAAGGGGGCCACCAAGAAUUUGUGCAGCUCUCGUUUUGUUAUUAUCUCUAAAUCCUAAUUUGUGUUUUGAAAACGAAAAACAAAUCACUACCUAAUUUUGCAUGUUGUAAAUUGAAGAAAUAAACUUGUAUAGA
Brassica napus (rape) is the source of this 1924-nucleotide messenger RNA. RefSeq names its product probable indole-3-pyruvate monooxygenase YUCCA1. Lineage: Eukaryota; Viridiplantae; Streptophyta; Magnoliopsida; Brassicales; Brassicaceae. The coding region runs from base 616 to 1848 and encodes 410 amino acids. The transcript is spliced from 4 exons. Gene Ontology annotation, molecular function: NADP binding; N,N-dimethylaniline monooxygenase activity; flavin adenine dinucleotide binding. Gene Ontology annotation, biological process: auxin biosynthetic process. The record is from RefSeq and is a predicted model, not a curated record. Gene Ontology annotation, cellular component: endoplasmic reticulum membrane.